UCCACGAGCACAUUGUUUCCCUCUCUAGAAACGCAUAUAAAAAAUGCUCGGGGUUUCCUUUCGCAAGGGUCGAACGACGAGAAAGAAACUUUUCCAUUUCUCUCUCACGAGUCACAGCAGAGCUCCCGCUCAAAUGGGCGAAAACCAGGCGGAGGAGAAAAAGGAGGAGAAGAAAGAGGAAGGAAAGGUGGCGGAGGGAGCAGGGGAGAAGAAGGAAGGUGGAGCCGAAGUGGAGAAAAAGGAGGAAACAAAGAAUGAAGGUGGAGGCGAAGGGGAGAAGAAGGAGGGAGAAGGGGAGAAGAAAGAAGAUGAAAAGGAGGAGGAAGAGCAGAACCCAGAGAUAGUGUUGAAGGUGGACAUGCACUGUGAGGGAUGUGCAAGGAAGGUCCAACGUUCCCUGAGAGGCUUCCCAGGUGUGGAGGAGGUGCAGACGGACAGCAAAGCUCACAAGGUGGUGGUGAAGGGGAAGAAGGCAGACCCUGUAAAGGUCUGUCAGAGGAUUCAGAAGAAGAGCGGGAAGAAGGCUGAGCUUAUUUCCCCGCUGCCCAAACCACCAGAGGCGGAGAAGGAGGAGGAGAAGGAGCAACCUAAGCAAGAGGAGAAAAAAGAAGAGCCUGUGGUCGUCACUGUGGUUUUAACAGUUCGCAUGCACUGCGAGUCAUGUGCCCAAGUGGUCCAAAGACGCAUUCACAAGAUGAAAGGUGUAGAGUCGGUGGAGACAGACUUGAAGAAUGACAAGGUAAUUGUGAAAGGGGUGGUGGAUCCAAAGAAGCUGGUGGAGUACGUGUAUAAGCAGACGCGGAAGCAGGCGACUAUCGUGCCGCCGCCGCCACCGGAGGAGGAAAAGAAGGAAGAGGUGAAGGAGGAAGAGAAGAAGGAAGAAAAGGGGGAGAGCGAGAAGAAGGAAGGCGAAGAAGGCAAAGACGGUGGUGAGGAGGAGAAGAAGAGCGAGAUGAAGAAGAGCGAGUACUGGCCGCCCGCUAGAUAUUACAUGGAAUACGCGUACCCGCCACAGAUAUUUAGCGACGAGAAUCCUAAUGCAUGCUCCAUCGUGUGAUUUGUUAAUAAGAGUUGUCGAGUUCUUGCCUUCUUCUUCUUUUUCUUUUUAGCUUUUUAAUCUUUGUUUUGUAGUUACCUGUGUAUCUAUCACCUGUAUCAAAGCCAUAAUCAUCCCAAAUAAAUGCUCCUUAAGAUGAUCA
This is a messenger RNA of Nymphaea colorata (pocket water lily), 1199 nucleotides long. Its product is annotated as heavy metal-associated isoprenylated plant protein 7-like. Gene Ontology annotation, molecular function: metal ion binding. The coding region runs from base 44 to 1057 and encodes 337 amino acids. The record is from RefSeq and is a predicted model, not a curated record. NCBI's taxonomy places the organism in Eukaryota, Viridiplantae, Streptophyta, Magnoliopsida, Nymphaeales, Nymphaeaceae. The transcript is spliced from 5 exons.